AUGACCUCACCAAAGAGAUCAGCCACCAUCGUCCGGAGCCGCUGCUCCGGCAUCCAGGAGCCACGAGCGGACCAAAGUCCGACGAGCUCCCUCCUCGACGCACGCGGCGAGGCCAUACACGAGACAGCCGACCGGAGGCACCGGAUCUUGCCACCGCCAAGGCACCGCGAGGAGCCCCCGCAGCAACACGCGACGGCAUCGAGGAACGCGGCCGCACGCAGCCGGAUCGGGCCCAACCGGGCCCCCACGGCCGCCGCCGGGACCGAAGCCGCCGCCGAACCCCGAGCCGCCGCCGCACCCGUCAUGCUCGCCGGACCACCCGCCGGACCUGCCGCGUCGCCACCACCCCCUCCGCCAUCGAGGGGAUCAUCCCCGCACCGCACAUCGGUCGGGAACCGCGCGCAUCACCGCCCGGCCAUCCACAUGGCCCGAGCGCCGCCGCAUCUGCCGGAGCCGCCGCCGCGGCCCGCCUCCCCAUCGGAUCCGGGCGCGCAGGCCCCGAUCCGCCACCCCACGGCCCGGAGCCGCCGCUCCGGCUUCCUGCGCCCGCGAACCGCCGCCGUCGCCCCGGCCAGCUAG
This is a messenger RNA of Lolium perenne, 579 nucleotides long. The record is from RefSeq and is a predicted model, not a curated record. NCBI's taxonomy places the organism in Eukaryota, Viridiplantae, Streptophyta, Magnoliopsida, Poales, Poaceae.